ACAAGCCUACUCGCCCCUGCCUGCCUUGGGGUGGUGUGUAGCUGAGGCAGCUUGAGCCAUGAAGAACUUCAGCAUUGCCAUCCUUUUCUGGGCUGUGGCAGCCUGGGCAGCAGCGGUGACAAUUCCUGGGGAGACAGACAGAGCUGGAUUUCAGAAAUGCAAGGAAGCCCUGAAGCUCCCUGUCCUUGAAGUCCUGCCCGGAGGAGGCUGGGAUAACCUGCGGAAUGUGGACAUGGGAAGGGUGAUGAAUUUGACCUAUGCCAACUGCAGGACCACAGAGGAUGGGCAAUACAUCAUUCCAGAUGAAAUCUUCACCAUUGCUCAAAAACAGAGCAACUUGGAGCUGAACUCAGAAAUCUUGGAAUCCUGGAAAAAUUACCACAGCAGUAAUUCCUACUCCAUCAAUGCGGAGCUCUCUCUUUUUUCCAAAAUCAAUGGCAAGUUCUCUUCUGAGUUCCAGAGGGUGAAGACGCUCCAGGUGAAGGAUCAAGCUAUAACCACCCGAGUUCAGGUCAGAAACCUGGUCUACACAGCCAAAAUCAACCCAGACUCAGGACUGAGCAGGGCCUUCAGGAAGGAACUCACAGACAUCGCUGACCGCCUGGAGAACAACCAGACGAGAAUGGCCACCUACCUGGCAGAACUCUUGGUCCUUAACUAUGGCACCCACGUUAUCACCAGUGUGGAUGCCGGGGCUGCGCUCAUCCAGGAGGACCACAUAAUGUCCUCCUUCUUUGAGGACAGUCGGAACAACCGGGUCUCCCUGACCGCAUCUGCUGGAGCUGCUUUCCUCAACACUGUGAACUUCAAAUUUGAGGAGAACUACACUUCCCAGAGUGGCUUCACCAAGAGCUACCUCUCCAACAGAACCAACUCGAGGGUGCAGAGCCUGGGAGGGAUUCCUUUCUACCCCGGGAUCACCCUCCAGACCUGGCAACAAAACAUUCCCAACCACCUGGUAGCUGUUGACCGUGCUGGGCUGCCCCUGCACUUCUUCAUCAGCCCUGACAUGCUGCCUGACUUGCCGGGCCCCUUGGUGAAGAAGUUGUCUAAGGUAGUGGAGAUGGCUGUGAGACGCUACUACAUGUUCAACACCUACCCUGGCUGCACAGAUGUUAAUUCGCCCAACUUCAAUUUCCAGGCCAACAUGGAUGAUGGCUCCUGUGAUGGGAAAAUGACCAACUUCUCCUUUGGUGGGGUUUAUCAGGAAUGCACACAGCUCUCAGGGAGUGACGCUGAUGUCCUCUGCCAAAACCUGGAGCAGAAGAAUCCACUUACUGGCAACUUCUCUUGUCCCUCUGGCUACUCGCCAGUCCACCUUCUAACCCAGAUCCAAGAGGAGGGUCACAACCACUUGGAGUGUCAGCGCAAGUGCAAGGUCCUCAUCUUUUGUAAGACAGUGUGUGAAGAUGUUUUUCGGGUGGCCAGGGCUGAAUUCCGGGCUUUUUGGUGUGUGUCCAAUGGCCAAGUACCUGAAAACUCGGGGCUGCUCUUUGGGGGCCUCUUCAGCAGUAAGAGCAUCAACCCCAUGACCAAUGCACAGUCAUGCCCAGCAAGCUAUUACCAACUGAAGCUCUUUGGAAGCCUCAAAGUGUGUGUUUCUCAGGACUAUGAGCUGGGAUACAAGUUUCUCGUCCCCUUUGGAGGGUUCUUUAGUUGCGAAGCUGGAAACCCCUUAGCAGAUCCUGCAACCUCCAGAGAUGUAGGCGCACCUUCCCUGAAAAAGUGUCCUGGGGGCUUCAGCCAACACCUGGCCCUCAUCAGCGACGAGUGUCAAGUGUCCUACUGUGUCAAAGCUGGGAUCUUCACUGGAGGGCCCCUGCCACCCGCCAGGCUCCCGCCUUACACACGGCCACCUGUCAUGAGUCAGGCUGCCACCAACACCGUCAUAGUGACCAAUACCGAGAAUGUCAGAUCCUGGAUUAAAGACCCUCAGACCCAGCAGUGGCGGCUAGGAGAGCCUUUGGAACUGCGCAGGGCCAGGAAGGACAUCCAUGGGGAAGGUGACGGUCUGUCAGGAUGGGCAGCGGCUGGUGUCACACUUGCGGUCACCAGCUUCUUGGCAACUGUCAUCGCCCUGGCCAUCUAUGGCACCCGGAAGUACAAGAAGAAGGAAUACCAGACGAUCGACGAUGAGAGGCAGAGCCUAGUUCCAGACAUCACCCCAAGUGGAAACACCCCUGCUAUGGAACAGGAGCACAACUCAGUUUAAAUUUCUUUGUGUGAAGUGUUUUACUUUCUCUGUAACCACAGCUUCAGGUCUGUCUUUCCUCACUUCUCUCUCUACUUCUGCCCUGCUAAGUCCUGAAGAGGCAAGUGCAACCAAAAGCAGGUAUGGUUUUGUAACCUCUUGUUUAGAUCUCUGUGCCAGGAAAUAAAUGGAGCCAUGCAGACAAGGUGGUGGGUGGGGACAGGGAACUGCAGUGGCUUUUAAAGCAGAAUCCACCCUGAGGACUCAUCCAUAAAGGGGAUACUCCUUUCCAGGUAUGUGUGUCCCCAGUGGUUUUCAUCUGGGUACCUGUAUGUAAAAAAUAAGAGGGGGAAUGGUGACAUUUGGAUAUGGCAAUUGUGAUUUUAAUCUGUGGCCUGCCUGGUUUGCGAUUUUGAAAGCCA
This is a messenger RNA of Ochotona princeps (American pika), 2613 nucleotides long. It is a transcript of the gene MPEG1, whose product is annotated as macrophage expressed 1. The record is from RefSeq and is a predicted model, not a curated record. Gene Ontology annotation, biological process: defense response to bacterium. The coding region runs from base 59 to 2212 and encodes 717 amino acids. Lineage: Eukaryota; Metazoa; Chordata; Mammalia; Lagomorpha; Ochotonidae. The transcript has a single exon.